GGUAAACAGGAAAUCAAGAAACUUAAAUAUGUUCAAAUUUCCGUUGAAUCUUAUUCACAUUUGACUGGACUGGAGGAUCAAGUUAAUUCUCUUGAGGAACAAGUGAGUGGCUUAGAGGAUGAAGUCAAGGAUUUGAAUGAAAAGUUCACUGCUGCACAGUCAGAAAUGGCUAAUAAGGAAAACCUGGUAAAACAAUACGCUGAAGUUGCUGAAGAAGCCAUCUCAGGUUGGGAGAAGGCUGAGUCAGAAGCCGCGAAACUGAACAAUCACCUGGAAUCCGUUACUCUUUUGAAGCUUACUGCUGAAGACAGGGCAUCACAUCUGGAUGGUGCACUGAAGGAGUGCAUGCGGCAGAUACGAAAUUUGAAAGAAGAACAUGAACAGAAGCUGCAUGAUGUGAUUCAGAAUAAAACCAAGCAGUUUGACAAAAUGAAGCAUGAGUUUGAAGUAAAAUUAGCUAACCUGGACCAACAGUUACUCAGGUCUGCAGUGGAAAAUUCUGCACUCUCAAGGUCUUUGCAGGAGCGUUCUAGCAUGGUGAUACAGCCCAGUGAAGAAAAAGCCCAAGCUGAAUCAGAAAUGAGAUGUUGA
Capsicum annuum is the source of this 591-nucleotide messenger RNA. RefSeq names its product filament-like plant protein 4. The record is from RefSeq and is a predicted model, not a curated record. The transcript has 3 exons. Lineage: Eukaryota; Viridiplantae; Streptophyta; Magnoliopsida; Solanales; Solanaceae. The annotation marks the transcript as partial.